AAUUCACAACUUCCCGAGUCAAGUCAAAUCUGUUUCUGUGGUCAAAUCAAUGUUCAAAAUAAAAAUCUAAAUUAAUUUCAACAAUAAAUAGUUGAACCGUUCCACAAAACUUAUUUAUUAAGAAAAAUGUAUUUGUAAAUGUUUAUUUGUUCUUAGUACAUUACGUUUUAAUAAUGUUCUCAUAUCGAAUUUCUUUUCAGAUUCUAUUAUUGCUAUUCAAUUUUGCUUUUAAUAAUGGGUUUUAUGUGCCGGGCGUUGCACCCGUGGAGUUUAAAAAAGGGCAAAAAAUCGAAGUUAAAGCUGUGAAAAUGACCAGUACACAUACACAAUUACCGUAUGAAUAUUAUUCAUUACCAUUAUGUUUGCCAAGAUUUGGGGCGUUCUUAUAUAAAUCCGAAAACUUAGGUGAAGUUUUGAGGGGUGAUCGUAUUGUAAAUACACCCUAUGAAGUUCAUAUGGCAGAAAACAUUAAAUGUAAACUCUUGUGUCAUGAAAAAAAUAAUCCAAUGAAUUGGAGUGUGGAAGAAUCAGAAAAGGUUGCGAGCCGCAUAGAACAUGAAUACUAUGUGCAUUUGUUAGUGGAUAAUUUACCUGUAGCUACUAGGAUUAUAAACCGAGAAACAUCUGAAAGAAUAGUUGAACAAGGAUAUAGACUUGGAUUUAUGUCAAAAGGAAAAGCAUACAUCAAUAACCACUUAAAAUUGCUACUUAAAUACCAUAAGCAUAGUCAAGAUUCAUAUAGAGUAGUGGGCUUUGAAGUUGAGACACAUUCAGUCAGCAAAGAUGAUAUAACAUUUAUCGAUGAUUCUUGUCAAUUUGCACAAGACGCUAAGCCUCAAUUAGUUAAUGAAGAUUCUGGAACCAAGUUGUUCUUUACAUAUUCUGUGGAGUGGGGAGAAUCAGAUAUUCAAUGGGCUUCUAGAUGGGAUAUUUAUUUGGGAAUGAAAGAUGUUCAAAUACAUUGGUUCUCUAUAAUAAAUUCCAUAGUAGUAUUGUUCUUUUUAUCAGGAAUUUUAACAAUGAUAAUGGUCCGCACAUUGAGAAGGGAUAUUGCAAAAUACAACUCUGAUGAAAAUAUUGAAGAUAUGAUUGAAGAAACUGGUUGGAAGCUAGUUCAUGGUGAUGUUUUCAGGCCUCCACCAAAACGAAUGCUUUUCGCUGCUGUGAUCGGAAAUGGGAUCCAAAUAUUUCUAAUGGCCCUUGUAACUAUUUUUAUUGCAAUGCUUGGCAUGCUCUCACCAGCCAGUCGAGGUGCGUUGAUGACUGCAGCUAUAUUCCUCUAUGUUUUUAUGGGUCUCAUUGCUGGCUACUAUUCAGCUCGCUUAUACAAUACCAUGAAGGGAAAACAAUGGAAGCAAGCAGCUUUCCUAACUGCCACCUUAUACCCAGCAAUAGUAUUUGGAAAAUGCUUCUUUUUGAACUUUUUCAUUAUGGGCAAACAUUCAAGUGGAGCUGUGCCAUUUUCAACUAUGAUGGCUCUUUUAUGUCUAUGGUUUUGCAUAUCCCUUCCCCUUGUGUACAUGGGAUAUUAUUUCGGCAUUAGAAAGCAACCAUUCCAACACCCUGUGCGAACAAAUUUCAUACCUAGAAAAGUUCCUGAACAAGUGUGGUAUAUGAAUGUUUUUAUAUGUAUAUUGAUGGCUGGAAUUCUUCCAUUUGGAGCAGUUUUUAUUGAGCUGUUUUUCAUAUUCAGUGCACUCUGGGAAAAUCAGUUUUAUUAUCUGUUUGGGUUCCUGUUUCUGGUGUUUUGUAUAUUAGUUGUGUCUGUAUCACAAAUAUCCAUCGUCAUGGUUUACUUCCAGUUAUGUGGAGAGGAUUAUCACUGGUGGUGGAAGAGUUUCAUAGUAUCGGGAGGUUCUUCUGUAUACAUUUUAAUAUACUCUGUAUUUUACUUUUUCAAAAAAUUGGAAAUAACAGAGUUUAUACCAACUCUUCUUUAUGUAGGUUAUACAGGUCUCAUGGUUUUAACAUUUUGGUUGCUGACGGGAACUAUAGGAUUUUUUGCGGCAUACACAUUUAUUAGGAAAAUUUAUGGAGCUGUCAAAAUAGACUAAAUUUGUUUCUGUAUGAGAGCUGUGGCCUGUGAAAAGCAAAGAGGAAAUUACGUAUUUUUGCGUAUACAAAUAUGUUGUGUGUGAAAUGCGUUUUUGGAGGAUGCACAUGAUAUUUAGUUUUAAAAAUUUGUAAAUAAUUUAAUAUCACGAGAUGAAUAAUAGUUAUAAGUAUUGGUAUAAAA
This is a messenger RNA of Colias croceus (clouded yellow), 2236 nucleotides long. It is a transcript of the gene TM9SF4, whose product is annotated as transmembrane 9 superfamily member 4. NCBI's taxonomy places the organism in Eukaryota, Metazoa, Arthropoda, Insecta, Lepidoptera, Pieridae. Gene Ontology annotation, biological process: protein localization to membrane. The transcript has 9 exons. The coding region runs from base 174 to 2054 and encodes 626 amino acids. The record is from RefSeq and is a predicted model, not a curated record. Gene Ontology annotation, cellular component: membrane.